Limulus polyphemus (Atlantic horseshoe crab) is the source of this 2071-nucleotide messenger RNA. Its product is annotated as cyclin-L1-like. Lineage: Eukaryota; Metazoa; Arthropoda; Merostomata; Xiphosura; Limulidae. Gene Ontology annotation, molecular function: cyclin-dependent protein serine/threonine kinase regulator activity. Gene Ontology annotation, biological process: regulation of transcription by RNA polymerase II. Gene Ontology annotation, cellular component: nucleus. The record is from RefSeq and is a predicted model, not a curated record. The transcript has 6 exons. Bases 1155 to 1586 code for a protein of 143 amino acids.
CACAGUGUCAAGAAGAAUGAGUGUUUUAUACAUGUAUAUAAAGCAGAUUUUGUGUUUUUAUCACAGUGUCAAGAAGAAUGAGUGUUUUAUACAUGUAUAUAAAACAGAUUUUGUGUUUUUAUCACAGUGUCAAGAAGAAUUAUUAUCUUUUGUAUUUGUUUAACUUCAUGUCUACAGAAAAAAGGACAAGUUUUAUUUUUUUGCUUGUAAGCUAACAAAACAAAAAUAUAUUCAAUGUUUUUACUUCACAAAUAUAUUAUAUAAAUGGAUGAUGUAAAGAGGUUUCAUAUUUCCAGUAUUUCUCCUUCAAAGUAGUAACAUGGGUGAUGCUUUGUUAAGUGGAACUUUUAUUUCAAAUGGAGAAGAAAUGAUUUAAAUGCUGCUAUUCUAAGUGUUUAUGUUAUGGACUUGCCAUUUGCACUUUAGCCGACAAGUAUAAGCUGAAUCGCUUCAUCCAGGAAUGGUGUUAAAGAUCUUCAAAUUAUUUCUCAAGGGUCAGAAUUCAAUGGUUUCAUUGUAGUGUUCAGCUGAAAAAUUGUCCAUUUUAACUGAUCAAAUGUGUUUUGUAAACUUUACUAUUUACAAAUGUGAUAAUACUGAUUUACAUAGAACUUCACAGAUGAUAUAUUAGGUGCUUCCCAGUUUAUUCUGUUGUUUUUUUAAAUUUAUUAGUGUUGGAAGAUUAAAAGAAAUGUGAUUUCUAGAUUUGCUAUUUUAUCUGCCAGAAAGUGAUAAGAUUUUAUUCUACUGUUAUAAGACUGUCUAAAAGGCAUAUUUCUGAGACUUGAAGCCAAGAACUAAACCUAUAUUUAUCUGUUCAGUUUUUUUACUGAAAGUGACUGUGGUGACUCCCAGUUUGUGCUGGAACUGAAGUGAAUUUUACAGCAGUGGAUUCUCGUAUUAAAAAGUCUGUGCAGAGAAGGCUGGAGUGGUGAAUGUAUUGAAUAGAAGACUAUAGGAACGUGAAACAUUGUGCAAGGAGACACACCAGCAUAUUGUGUGUAAUUUUUGGCUCAUUGUGCUCUUGAUGUGUUCUACGUGGGUUGGAUAGAAAGCCGUGGUCCUGAUGGUGGCCGUGUGUCUGGUCGAACUUGUUUUAACAUGGUCAGUAAAUGCUCAUUUGGGUAUAAUUUGGACUCUUUGUGUGAAUAUUAAUGACUUCCUUUCGUUGGAACUAUAUGAAUGAUAGCCUGAGGUCUGACGUAUUUGUUCGAUACCAUCCAGAAAGUAUAGCUUGUGCCUGUAUUUAUCUAAGUGCCAGGUUGUUGCAAAUUCCUUUGCCUAGUAAACCAGCGUGGUACUUGAUUUUUGGUGUGAUUGAAAAGGACAUUAAAGAUAUCUGUUUGACAAUACUUGCUUUGUACACAAGAAGAAAGUCUGAUCCAGACCGUUUGGAAAAAAUUGUGGAUGAACUGAAAAAAGCUCAACUUGAAGCAAAAUUACAAGCUAAAGGAAUAUCUGGCAACACUACACCUAUACUAAAUAAUGCUAGCUUUUCUCCUGGUUCAAAAAACAAUUCUCCAGGACAUGGGCAGUCACCAGUUGUAAAUACUAAAGAAAACUCCAAUGGAAAUGAAGUUCUUUGAAAUUUAAGAAAGAAAACAAUCAUGUAAACUCGAGAAAGAGAAGCCCAUGCAGUCCCCCUAAAAGUUACCCAAAGAAAGGCAAAGGAAGCUCCUCUGGUAGUCAGUCGGGAAGUCCCAGUCCAAAACUGAGAGGGAAGACACCACCUAGAAGUUACAAAAAUCCAGAUAGGCCACACUCCCGUUCUAGGUCAAAACACCGGCCUUCUCACAAACCAAAAAGGAGUCGAUCGUCCAGUCGAACUCCUCGCAAGCACCUAAAGAAAAGUUACAAACGAUCUCUAGACAGAAAUCAUCAUCAUUCUACUUCAUCUCAUAAAUCAAGAAAGGAAAAGUCCAAAGAAGUAAAGUUGCGCAGAAGUCGAUCUAGAGAACGUACUAGAAGAUAGUUAAUACCAUCCGUUUAAUUCUGCCAGAGUUUUGUUGUACAAAUCAUGACAUUAUUUGUGUGUAAUAUUGUGUUUAAUGAAAUAAAAGUUUGUAUUGUU